UGUCAUCUGAUAAAAAGUUGAACAGCUGGAGGAACUGAAUCAAAACAAACCAAAGUCCUUAAAAUUUAAAAAGCCUUUUUACUGGUGUAAAUGAACAUAAUUCGCAAGCUCGUCAUGGCCGAAUUACCGGCUGAAACUCUACUAUCCAGUUCAUCGCGGGAAAAAUGCGUGGCAAACUUGAGAGAUCUUCCAACCUCAACUUACAGCAAUAAAACUCCAACCCUAACUGCCGCUGUGUUGGUACCAAUAUGUGUAGUGGACGGCGAGGUGUCUCUGCUGUAUACUCUGAGGUCGGCGCAGCUGAAGCGGAACAGCGGGCAGGUGUCGUUCCCCGGCGGCAAGACGGACGACGGCGAGACAUCCGUGCACACGGCGCUCCGGGAGACAGAAGAGGAACUCGGCAUUCCCAGACACACUGUGGACGUGUGGGGGACCAUGCCACCCGUGCAGGGCGCAGACAAGAAUAUGGUAAUCCAUCCUGUUGUGGGCAUGAUUAAAGACUUCAACAUGAGCCAACUAAACCCUAGUGAAGAUGAAGUAGAGGCAGUUUUUACAGUUCCAGUCAAACAGCUCUGCGACCCUAGUACUCAUGGUCAUUAUGAGUUUAAAGAACAGCCGUUGCCGGUGUUUCUUUCAGGAAAUUACAAGAUUUGGGGUAUAACGGGUUACAUAACACACUCUUUUCUGAAAUGUUUUGUUGAGAGUGAUAUGGCUAAUGCCAACUUUUUGGGCAGAAAGUACGAGUUGCAUGAACUUAUGCCUAAUUCUAAACUAUAAAACUGGCUCUAAAAGCCUAGGUAAUUUUGUAUAUUUUCCAAUGAAAUGAAGAAAAUCUAAAUAGAAAUUCUUAAAUAGUGAUACUUAAGUUAAUUUUUAUAGAUAACUUUUAUUUAGGUGAUGGCAAUGACAUGGUCAUUAAUUAAAAUACUUUAGUCUAAACCUUCAUAAUAUUAUUGAAGUGAUGAAUAGAAAUUUUUACAUAAUUUCAGUUUAAUGAUAACAAACUUACAUACAAUCA
Messenger RNA from Plutella xylostella (diamondback moth), 1018 nucleotides. Its product is annotated as mitochondrial coenzyme A diphosphatase NUDT8. Gene Ontology annotation, molecular function: coenzyme A diphosphatase activity. NCBI's taxonomy places the organism in Eukaryota, Metazoa, Arthropoda, Insecta, Lepidoptera, Plutellidae. The record is from RefSeq and is a predicted model, not a curated record.